UUGACAGUGAACACGAGAGGUCUGGGACUGAAACUGAUCAAGCCAUUCCUCAGAAUGCUGCGGAAAUCCAUUUGGAUCCUACUUCUCACUUUGUAUUUUGUUAUUUUCACAGACAAUGUCCAGUCAAUAUAUGUGGUGACAGAUACGCCAAAUGUAGUCGUGAAUGUUGGCAACAAUGCCACACUUGACUGCUCCUAUAGGACACAAGUUGAAUCUGCAUUUUCCCUUGAAUGGCGCUUUACACCUGGCCCAAAAGGAGAUGGAAAUGCAGAGAAGAUUCUUUAUUAUACUGAUGGGAAAACGUACAGACUUGGGCCUCAAGCUAAUCGAAUCAAACUGGUUGAUCAGAACCCAACCAAUGGAAUAGCGUCCAUUAGAAUUGAAAACACCAGGCCGUCAGAUACGGGUACAUACUCGUGUGAUAUAAACAAUCCUCCGGAUUUUACAGGAACCAGUGAGGCAUUUGUCAAUUUAAUUGUCCAAGUCGCACCAUCCAUUCCUGAAUGUAAAGUGAUUGGGAAACCGUACGUAGGAAACAAUGUGACAUUGCUGUGCAGAUCAUCAAUAGGCCAGCCAAGUCCUAAGUAUGCAUGGUCAGACGUCAACCCUGGUAUUGAGAAAUCAUCAUCGAGAGUCAUGGUAAAAGAUUCUAAUAAAGGCACCCUGUUUCUGAGAAACCUAACGAUGGAGCACUCCGGAACCUACAAGUGCGUGUCAUCCAACAUUCUUGGUGAACGAUCAUGUCAAUUGGUUCUCAGAGUCACGGUGAGCAACGAAGCUGGAGUGAUUGUUGGAGCUGUGGUUGCCACCCUUAUUGCUCUGAUUCUGAUUGCUGUUGUUGCAUUCUACUUACUUCGCCACAAGAAGAAGAAUCCCAAAAUUCCUGUUAUAGGACAUGAAUUGAGAGAGGAUGCAGUGGCACCUGGUAAAGAAGCGACCUCCCAUCUAAUGGCACCAUCUGUACACAGCAGCGGGACCAACUCAGACAGCAUGAACACAAAAUAUAAUAUUGUUGUCUGAGUCAAAUCACAAGCAUUGCACUCCACAAAUUUCAGGAUUGAAGAGGUUGAAGUUUCUUUAUAAAAAAUCUUAUUUUCCUUUUAUAUAUGUUUUGCUUUGUGCUACCAAACCACCUAACAACAAGUUGUAAUGAAGUGGAGAUGCCAAUGUUAGGCUGGGGUGGACAAAGUCAAAAAUCACAUGAGACCGGGUUAUAGUCCAACAGGUUUAUUUGAAAUCACAAGCUUUCUGACGUUGCUCCUUCAACAGGUGCAGUAAGAGAGGGAACACAGACGCAGAGGUCAAAGGAUUAUACAAACAUAAUUAUGGGUGAAUGGGCACCAUGCAAUAAUUGCCAGGCAGGGCUGUUCUCUCCCAGUACAGAAACACUUCAGCGGUUAGGGGCAUUCAGUCUCCGAUCUUCGGGUAAGUGUCCUCCAAGGCAGAUUUCAGCAUACACAACAACCCAGAAUCACCGAGCAGAAACUGAUAGCCAAAUUCCAUACCCAAGGAGACGGUCUCAGUUGUGAUCUUGGGGUCAUGGUGCACUACAGGUACCCUACCACACUGUUCUGUAUCUGUAAAAUUUUCCCUACUGCCCUGUUUGGACAGCAUCGUAUCUCUCUUGCUCACUCUCUCUCACUCUCACUCUCUCACACACACAAAUCGAUGGGAUGAAUCAUUUCAUCUAAGAUGUCUGUCUAUUUGCAGAUUCUAUUUUGUUCAAAAACACACACAAUUUGCAGUCUUCGUCCCUCAGGGUGGCAUUUUAUAAAUUCCUGCUAUUGGAAUAAAACCAGCCCGAUUCCAGAUUAGAACUCAGAGGCAGAUUCUGAAUGAGCAGUCACACCUACAAUUCAGUGUCUGACCUGAGUUAUCACCUUUUGUAUCUCUGCCUGAUUGAAGUUCAGAAAGUUAGGCAUACACUGAUAAAGCCUUUAAUUAUCUCGAACAGCGACUUGAAACUGAUUCUGGAAUUUGCAUCCUUAUCAAUCAAAACUUGCAUCUCCUUUCUAACAGAGUUCUCCAUCGGCUAUUUUAUACUUGUUCACUCCACUCAUACCAGUUGUAUGAUCCUUUGAUGCCUAUGUCGACAAAUUCUCUGUCUAUGUGCCCUCUCUCACUGUACCUGAUGAAGGAGUGGCGCUCUGAAAGCAUGUGAUUUCAUAUAAACCAGUUGGACUAUAACCUGGUCUUGUGUGAUUUUUGAUUUACAAGUUAUUACUGUCACGUUGUGUUUAACUGGCUGAAGUCUAUUAAAUGAUCAUGGAUUUCUAGCAAAAUGACAAGAAACUGGAAAUGGUAUGUCCCUAAGACUUGACUAUUAAUGGCCUUGUCAUUUAUUUUAAAAUGAUAGUCUCAGUUGGACUUCCUCAGCAACUUCAUUGGGAAAGCAUAUUGUUUUCAGCUUUUGGGGGUUUCCAAGAUGGACCAUAUUACAGGACUUUGACAGAGAGAGCUACAAUUUCUAAUAUUCAAGAAACUCCAAAUAUAGGCAGGUUAACCACUACUAAUUUGGUACUGAGACCAAAUGAUGUCAGGGGAAGUUUUCCGGAUCCAAAAUAUUGUUAUGCUUGAGAUAUAAUUGUAGCAAGAGACAUAUUUCCCUUCUUUCCUCUAUCACAUUUUUGCUCUCACUUGGCUAUGCUUCUUCGAGGAAGUAGAAGGCUGACCUGUCUCCAAGUCUUUGGCAAUUGCUGCUGUCAAGCAAUCAUGAAGAAGUUUUGCAAGGAGCAGCCUUGGUAUUGCUUGGAUCACUCUUUAUAUAAGGACUUGGACAUAACAGCGACAAGAAUGAAAAUGGGGAUUAAACAGUGUCAAGAAUUGAAUCACUCACCAGUGUUGUUGUUAGUAGUUACUUCUGUCCACAGUUCUCUGUCUUAAGUUUCCAAAUUACCUAAUUUAGAGUAAAUAAGAUAUUCAACCUCACUCAGUCUCACCAUGCCAGGUCGUUGUUAAAGUAUAAAUGAAGGAAAAUAAUUCUGGAGGACUGACAGCAUCUUUAGCACCUUCAGAUAUUAUUUGGGUUCAGGUGGUAUAACUGGGUUUAGUUUUGAGAGUUAUGUCGUGGAGCUCCUAAGCAAUAUAUAUUGUCACUGCUGAAAUAUUGUGCUACCAUCCAUACCGAGUCCCAAUGGACAAAUCUGCCCAAACAAACUUAGUUUUGUCUUGCAAUUGCCUGCAUGAGACUCAUUAUUGACCUGGAUGGCUGGGGUUCCUAUUCACUACUUUUCCCUCCUCUGCUCCCAAAUGAUUUUGGAAUAUAUUGGGACCAAUGUUUCAAGUUGAUGAUCUUUCAGCAGAUAGUAAUUAUGCGCUGCUACCAGAUUUCAGCAUUUUCUGCGAUAAUGUGCUUGCAUUGAUUUAGAAAGUAUGGUGCCUGAAACAAAAGCUUUUAUUAUAAUUUGUCAAUUUUUACUUCCAUUUCAUAAAUAUGUAAGCUUCACUGUGCUGAGUGCAGGAUGUUGAAUUUGAACCGAUUAAAUAUGUUGCUGAGAUUGUUUCCAGCACUCAAUAUGGGUUAGCCUGAAUUUGUUUGUGUGUUUUGUGACUCUCUGCUAUGGAGUGAAUUUUAAUAAACACUGUUA
Stegostoma tigrinum is the source of this 3587-nucleotide messenger RNA. RefSeq names its product V-set and immunoglobulin domain-containing protein 2-like. The record is from RefSeq and is a predicted model, not a curated record. NCBI's taxonomy places the organism in Eukaryota, Metazoa, Chordata, Chondrichthyes, Orectolobiformes, Stegostomatidae. The transcript is spliced from 7 exons. The coding region runs from base 55 to 1020 and encodes 321 amino acids. Gene Ontology annotation, cellular component: membrane.